AUGGCGAACGGUGCCUGCGCUUCGUGCAAGGCCAAGAAGAAGCGAUGCACCCACCGUGAUCUGCCAGCAGAGGUUGUCGACGCUGAGACCACCCUAGCCAACAUGCCUUCCCCCUCUGCCCCUGCCAUCAAGGGACGUCGCAAGGCGACCGAGAACAACAAUGCUGCUGAAGACAGCAAGGCCGCCGGUGACAACAGCACCAUCGAGGUCAAUGCCGCUGACAACGACAUCGCUGACGACAACGCCAAGGAACUGAGCCCUGGCCCCGUCGACUCUAGCGACGAGCUCUCUGUCGUCCCCUCCGAGGUCGAGAAGAAGAAGCCAGCCAAGAAGCGUACCAAGCGCACUCGUCGUUCCAAGGCCGCAUCCCAGCCCCAGGACGAGGUCCCUCGCCUUCCCACCGAUCCCGUGGAGGCUGCUUGUGCCAUGUCCGUUCACACUGUCUUUGCCCGUGAGCUUCGAUUUCACAUCCAGGAGUUCCGUCAGAAUAUGGAGGCUUCUCGUGUUGCUCACCAGGCUACCAUGGCCUCCGCCCAGACUGUUCAGGACACUGUCGAUGGUUGGGUUGAAGCUUGGACCUCUGGUCGCUAA
Messenger RNA from Penicillium paradoxum, 591 nucleotides. RefSeq lists its product as uncharacterized. The record is from RefSeq and is a predicted model, not a curated record. The transcript has 2 exons. NCBI's taxonomy places the organism in Eukaryota, Fungi, Ascomycota, Eurotiomycetes, Eurotiales, Aspergillaceae. Bases 1 to 591 code for a protein of 196 amino acids.